UUCUUGCAUCGGUUAAACAUAAGUACGUUCGGUAGAAAUUUGUUGGGAUAAUAUUCUCGAAGCAUAACGGAUAACUUUGACAGAUGCCAUUUGGGAGUUGUCAGUUCAAUUUCGAUUAUUGUAUCGAUACGUUGACCAGUCGAUUUUUUAAUUCUACUUAUUCCUGGUCUACUCGCGUAUUUUGAAUGAGAAGUUGGGGUCUGGUGCUGAGUGCCAAUAAAAUGCUAAUACGCGUCCUCAAAAUGCGUUGAAGUUUUACGUCUAGAUGAGGCUAAGAGGAACCUCGGCAUUUUGCCGCAUGGUUAAAUUUGUCAUUAUUUGACUAUCUUGUCCUGAACUACCGAUAAGGAAGAAAUUAAUAUGUCGGAAUAAGAUGAGAAGAACCUUGUAUAUACGACGCCGCUGUCAAUUGCUCAGAGAGAAUUUUCCAAAGGAAUCUGAAAUCCACAUGAACUACCUGAAAAUCCGGUCUCAAUUAUUGCAACGCAGGUAUGGAAAUAUUGCAGAACAGAGCUGUACAAGUGCAAGCAGUCGAAGUCGUUCAACAAGCAUUCGCAGUUGUAGUAUUUCACGAUUGUCUGAGCAGGAGUUUAAAAUGAAUGCAAGUAACUCAGGCUUUCAGUCACCAUUAAUGAAUGAGAUGGGUAGAAAACAAACUGCCUUUCAGGCGAGAAGAUCAAUUGCUGAAAAUUAUGCCUUUGUUGGUGUCCAUCACAUAUUUGAUCAACAUUCUGCUGCUGUGUCAAUGUUGAAAUUUGCUAACAAUGAUCGAUCAAAGUUGUGCUGUGCUUCUUUAGAUGGCAUUAUUUCAAUCUGCGAAGUAACUGGUGUCACUGGAACUCCACCCAAAGUUGUUGCAUUGCUAAAAGGUCAUCAGAAAGGAGUUACAGCUAUUGAUUGGAGUGUCAGCAAUGAUUUGGUAGUCUCAUGCUCACUCGAUGCUUCUGUUAGACUAUGGAGUGUUCAAUACACAUCGUUGGAUCCAGGGACAUUUGAAUCUGAUCCCUUGAAGGCAACUUGUUUACGGGUUGUGAAGGAUCAGCUUUGUGCCGCUAUCUUGUGUUGCGCUUUCCUCCCAGCCAACAACAACUUAGUUAUUACUGGCAAUUCGCAUGGAUUACUACAAGUUCUAAAUGUAUCUACUGGAAUUUAUCCUCGGGAAGGCACUGCAAAAAUUGGCGGAAAGAUUCUAUCAUUAGCGUGUGAAGAAAGCGGCGGAGGAUCCUUGGUGUGGGCAGGAAACGAUAGGGGAAGUGUAAUAUCUUGUCAGCUCGAGGUGGGCUCAGGUCGUUUAACGAAGCUUCGACGGAUUGAUGGAAUUGGUGGAGGAAUAACAAGUCUUUCUUGGCGAUCCUGGCUGUCCAAAGAAUCUCCUUGGCCUACUCUUUUAUUGAAUAGUGCCUGUAACAGUCUUUGCCUUUAUCGAAUAAUUGAUCAUCACGGGACACUAUCACUUGUGAGAAAGUACCCUGUCAGACACAGGCAAUACCUGGUCCGAUCAACAUUCUGUCCACAAAUGGGGGCAUGCUUAAUAGCUACUGGGUCGGAGGACGGGGCUAUCCAUCUGAUAGAUUCUUCAAGGGAAGGCAGAGGAGCUCGAGUGAAUCGUCUCCAAGGUCAUGCUGCACCCACACUAGCUCUUUCUUUCAAUUACGACGAAUCCCUAUUAGCAACUGCCGAUCACCAAGGUCUGAUAAUUGUGUGGCGCAACCAUCAACAUCAUCAUCAGUAGUUAUUCUAGUUUAGGCAUGUAGUAAUCAUUGCUUCGGAUUAUCAUGAACAGAUUGUCAAUAUUCAAGAUAAAUAUUUGCGUUGUUGCGUAACAUUCAUUUGUACACUUCCGAAAGAAUUGUCUGAAAACUAUUUUUUUGACGGCAUAUUUUUCCUGUACUUGAAGAAUAUUCAUAUACAGAAAGAAAUUGACUAGCAAAAUAACUAAUAUUGCAGUGGGGCCGAUUCAGACACAUUCCAUGUGGGAAUAGAACAUGUUUCUGAGGUAUUCCAAUUUAUAAGCACAGCUUUUAGGAUCCAAGGUUCAUUGAACAAUUUGUAUUUUUUUUUAAAUCACUGAAAAAUGCCCUAUAACUUUGUUCUGUAAUCCUGUAUAUAUGUAAUAAAACUUUACAACAGUAAUUUCAAAUAUAA
Molecule: messenger RNA, 2145 nt
Organism: Neodiprion virginianus
Lineage: Eukaryota; Metazoa; Arthropoda; Insecta; Hymenoptera; Diprionidae
Product: WD repeat-containing protein 13-like
Exons: 4
Coding region: 374-1732 (452 amino acids)
Cellular component (GO): nucleus
Molecular function (GO): protein binding; promoter-specific chromatin binding
Source: RefSeq, a predicted model, not a curated record